UCUCGCACUUAUUAUAGCCUCUUUUAAAGAGCGUAAAGCGGGAGUUUAGCCAAACGUUAUGUGCGCUGUCAAAAUACUCUGCUUAAUAUAGUGUGCGAGACCGUUUCUUCGGUUUGAGAGAGAAGUCGCCGAAAUAGUCGUCGGAAAAUGUCGACGGCAGUCGCAAAGGAUCGGAAUGCGGAGAAUCAGAUAGUCAAACAAACGGGAUGUAUGGCUGGUUUCUUCAAGCUUUUUGACCGCCACCAAUUCUUAUCCGCCAAACGCCUACCUGCACCAAAGGAUGUUGAUGAUUCGGAUUCUGAGUUUGUUGCAUCUGCUUCAAUGAAGAAACCGGAGAAGACGAGAACACUGACAUUUCCGAGCGCGGAGGUCUAUAGACUUAUUGAGCCACGUUCACCGGUGGUUGUUUCAUCAAGGCCGGUAGAAAUUCCACCGAAGUCACCGAUUCCUGUUCAAAUUUUUGAGAUGAAUGAAGGCGGAAAGAACUCGUGGAAGUUCUCUCCGAGGCUCUCACUCGAUAGUAGAGCUGCAUUUGAUGCAGCCAAAGGUAGCCUUUACCGCAAAGAGGCGGAGAGAAAUUCGUCGGAUGAUAACAGCCGAAGAUCAACAAGCGUCAUUGCUAAGCUAAUGGGAAUCGAGCCGAUGCCUAAUUCAUCUUCAUACGAACCAAUCACGAAGCAUGUUGAGCUACAAAGAUCUGCAUCAGAGUCCAGAGCUUCGCGAGAGAUUUUUCAGUCGAGGCUAAUUGAGAGUAACAGCAGUGACGAAUUGAAAGUGAAGCAAAGGAAUUAUGUGUCGAAUGAUGACAACAAUGCAGUUAAUACUGAGAAGUUUGUUACGAGGUCUAAUCAGAAGCGAAACUCUAAAUCUCCGCAGCAACGGAAAAGCUUCUACAAUGCUGCGGAUAUCUUUCCAGAGCCGAAUCAGAAGUUGUCAAUUUAUGGCGAGAUCGAAAGACGGUUGAAGAUGAAAGGAAUUGAUGAACCAAUGAAGGAUCUAGAAACAUUGAAGCAAAUUCUCGAGGCUAUGCAACUAAAAGGCCUAUUGCAUACUAAGCCUGUUGCGCCAGUCAGAAACAAAGAUGAGGUUCGUGGUUGGAAUUAUUCAAGUUCUUCUGAACCGAAGUCUCCUAUUGUACUGAUGAAGCCUAAUCGACGAGUCGGUCAGGAAUCACCGCCAAGAAUCCGAUCAAAAUCAGAUAACCGGCAAGGCGUUUCAUCAGUGAGUCCAAGGCCUCAACGGCAAAGCAUUGAUCGAAAUGCGACUAGUCCAAUUAGAGGUAGAUCUAAUUCACUAGUGAAGACAAAGCCAUUGAGUAUUGAAACCCCGAGGCGAGUGAAUGAAUCUGUAAAUUCACGUAGAGUUUCACCUGUUAGUUCUCCGAGAAGAAAUGUAGCAGAUCAAACGGUCUCAAAUAGAUCUCCGCGAAACAGGAGGCCAGUGGCUCAAUCUCAUCCCAAGGAUAAGAAUAAAAAUUCGGUGACUGUUGAAGAUGAAUCUUCGUCGAGCAUUUCUGAAAGUACUGUUAGUACACCUUCUCAUACUGAUACUGAGAGAUGUAAAAGAGAGUAUACAGAAGGAAGGAGAUUGUUAAAUCGAUGUGAUAAGCUGUUAAACAGCAUAGCAGAAAUGAAUGCAAGCGAGUCACAGCUGAGUCCAGUGUUAAAGAGCAUAGCAGAUAUGAAUGCAAGUGAGUCACAGCCGAGUCCAGUGUCGGUACUUGACUCAUCGUUUUACAAGGAUGACCCGUGUUCACCUUCACCUUCACCUGUCAUGAAGCGAAGCAUUAGCUUUCCAGGUACAGUAGUUGGGCUGGAGGAAGAAACAGGGAGCCCUGAUUUUUCAUCUGUCCAGUCUAAAUGUGAAGAUGAAUUUGAUUACUCUGAUUUAAUAUAUGUCUCCCGGAUCCUUAAAGCUUGGACUUAUGCUUCUGAAGAAGCCAGCAAUCACAUCUUCGUACACCUUGAAAAGCAGCAUUAUUUAAAAUGCAAAGACAGCACCAAGUUGUCAAAUCUCCAAAGGCGACUCAUUUUCGAUACUGUUACAGAAAUUAUGAAGCGCUACAGAGACUUCCCACCGUGGAAAUCCUUUUCAACGAAAACCUGGCAAACUUCACAGCCAUCAUUGCAACAGAUUUCAUUGGAAAUUCGAAAACUUAAAGAGCAUCAAUCAUCAGAUGACCUCUUUGAGGUAAUCUGUGGGGUGCUGAAGAAAGACCUUGCUGGAGACGCGAGCAACGGAUGGGGAGAUUGCGCCAUAGAGAUGUCGGACGCUGUAUUGGAUAUUGAACGCCUAAUAUUUAAAGAUUUAGUUGGAGAAUCAAUCCGAGAUCUUGCAGAAUUAUCUGCCAAAAGCACAUACUUGGCUCCUCGUAGAAAGUUGGUGUUCUAAAUUUAACAAUUAGGCGGAAAUAACACGAGCUCCAUUGUGUGUAGAAUUAUUCUUAGGCCAGUUUUCGUUUUUAUCACCAAAUCAAUUCUAUUUUUCUCUAUCAUCUCAACUUGCUUGCUUUUCUAUUCAAGGCAUCCUGGUGCAAUGCUUUCCGCAAUUGUCUUUGGUUUACAUUGUCCAUGAGGCUGCUCGAAACACAUACCAUGUUGGUUCAAAACUGCACACCUCCUGUGGCUCUUGCUGCUCCUAGGCUCAAAAGAUAUCAACAAUGUAAGUGUAAGCUUAGGUCUUUGUUUACCCUUCAAUCAUGAAGAUCAGAGGGGUCAACGUGCUUCCUGUGUUUUUAGCUUCUUAUAUAUCAUUGUAUUUUGCCAUGUUCCCAUAAUUCAUAUUCCAGUAGAGAAAAGUCUGAAAUAGUGUAGGGAUGCAAAAGCAUACAGCUGUGGUCCUUGUGGAUGAAAAUCUAAAAUCUUUUCCUUCACCUCUUUCA
Daucus carota subsp. sativus is the source of this 2881-nucleotide messenger RNA. RefSeq names its product protein LONGIFOLIA 1. Gene Ontology annotation, biological process: regulation of monopolar cell growth. The record is from RefSeq and is a predicted model, not a curated record. The transcript is spliced from 4 exons. NCBI's taxonomy places the organism in Eukaryota, Viridiplantae, Streptophyta, Magnoliopsida, Apiales, Apiaceae. Bases 148 to 2391 code for a protein of 747 amino acids.